Messenger RNA from Erinaceus europaeus (western European hedgehog), 2130 nucleotides. RefSeq names its product zinc finger and BTB domain containing 49 (gene ZBTB49). Gene Ontology annotation, molecular function: protein binding; RNA polymerase II cis-regulatory region sequence-specific DNA binding; DNA-binding transcription factor activity, RNA polymerase II-specific. The record is from RefSeq and is a predicted model, not a curated record. The coding region runs from base 47 to 1903 and encodes 618 amino acids. The transcript is spliced from 7 exons. NCBI's taxonomy places the organism in Eukaryota, Metazoa, Chordata, Mammalia, Eulipotyphla, Erinaceidae. Gene Ontology annotation, cellular component: nucleus. Gene Ontology annotation, biological process: regulation of transcription by RNA polymerase II.
CCCCACCGUCACCGUCUGUCCUCCCGCAGGUCCUCGCCGUUGGAGCAUGGACCCCGCGGCCGCCCACAGCCGCCACCUCCUCCAGCAGCUGCAGGAGCAGCGCAUCCAGGGCCUGCUGUGUGACUGCAUGCUGGUGGUGAGGGGCGUCUGCUUCAAGGCCCACCGCAGUGUGCUGGCUGCCUUCAGCCACUACUUCAGGAGCCUCUUCCAGAGCUCAUCGGGCCCCAAGAACGACGUCUUCCACCUGGACAUGAACAGCGUGAGCGGCAUCGGGCAGCUGCUGGACUUCAUGUACACCUCGCGCCUGGAGCUGAACCGCGACAACGUGCAGGCCAUGCUGGGCGCGGCCCGGAGCCUGCAGGUGCAGCGCGCCCUCAGCCUGUGCCAGGCCUUCCUCUCCUCCGACGCGCCCUCCGGCCCGCCGCCCACCCAGCCGGCCCCCGAUGGCCUGGACUCGGGCUGCCCGGAGCCGCCUCCCCCGCGGCCCAGCUACUACCGCAAGCUCAGGAGCUUCUACAGCAGCGCGCAGCGGCCCCGGCCGGCCUCGGGUCCCUGCCCCGGGAGGCUGGCACCGGCGGGGCAGCCGGGCACCGUGGACGGCCCCCAGCCCGCAGGUGAUCCCAGCCCGGCCCCCGCCCCCGAUGGCCCCGGCCCGCCGCCCGCCAGGCCGAUGAGGCUCAAGAAGGCCGUGCACCUGAAGAAGCUCAAUUUCCUCAAGGCCCAGACACCCGCCGAGCGGAUGCCCGUGCCCCCCGCAGGUGCCCCUCCAACGGAGGGCACGGAGCCUGCCGCCGGGGACGACGGCGCCCAGAAGGGCGGCCCCCAGGACUCGGGAGAGAACGAGAGUGGGGAAGCCGGCCACCCCCGGGACUCGGGCCACCUCCCCGAGACGGUCAGGCCGGAGGACGCCGAGACCCCCGGAGACCAGGCCCCGAUCCCCCCGGCGCAGCGACAGUACGCGUGCGAGCUGUGCGGGAAGCCCUUCAAGCACCCCAGCAACCUGGAGCUCCACAGGCGGUCUCACACAGGUGAGAAACCUUUUGAAUGUAACGUUUGUGGCAAACGUUUCUCUCAGGCCGGGAAUCUGCAGACCCACCUGCGCCGCCACUCUGGCGACAAGCCCUACAUCUGCGAGGUCUGUGGCAAGAGGUUUGCAGCCUCCGGUGACGUCCAGAGACACAUCGUAAUCCACUCGGGGGAGAAGCCACACCUGUGCGACAUCUGCGGCCGAGGCUUCAGCAACUUCAGCAACUUGAAGGAGCACAAGAAGACGCACACAGCCGACAAGGUCUUCACGUGCGAUGAGUGCGGCAAGUCCUUCAACAUGCAGCGCAAGCUCGCCAAACACCGUGUGCGGCACACGGGGGAGCGGCCCUACAGCUGCGCGGCCUGCGGGAAGUGCUUCGGGGGCUCAGGGGACCUGCGGCGCCACGAGCGCACCCACACCGGGGAGAAGCCCUACGCCUGCCAGGUGUGCGGCCGCUGCUUCAGCCGCUCGGCCGUGCUGCGCCGACACCGCAGGCUCCACUGCUCGGCCGGCGACGGCGACCGGGGCCCCGACGCGCUUGACGAGCUGGCCCAGGCCAUCGAGGCCUCCGACCUGGACAGACCCCGCGGCCCUGACCCCUUCGCCCCGGACGCCGCCGUCACCCUGCUACCUGUGGCGGUCAGCCUCCCGGGACCCCGGCGGCCAGACCCCGCCGCCUUCCCCGGGGCCUCCCAGCCCUUGCAGGCCGACGGUGGGGCUCCGCUGGCCGCCCUGGACGGUCCCUGCGGUGCCCCCGAGGGUGACCGGACACCCGCCUCCACCCAGAGGCCCUCGGACGGCCAGUUCUUUUCCAGCAUGACGCUGUGGGGGCUGGCCAUGAAGACCCUGCAGAACGAGGGCGAGCUGGACCAGUGACCCCCGGCUGGCCCUGCCUUGCCCGGGGUGGGGGCCGUUCCCCCCAGAGCCCUUGCCUCAGAUGCCCAAGGGAAGCACACACCUGUCCGCCCCACUGAUGGCUUAUUUUUGCAUUUUUACACGACUGGAGCCUUGUAGCACUUCGUUAUUUCUUGUCUCCGCAAAGGUUUCUGUCUCCGAAAACCCUCGGGGACUCGCCCUGAAUAAAUCAGAGCUGCCUUUCUGCA